Messenger RNA from Anopheles maculipalpis, 1073 nucleotides. It is a transcript of the gene CycH, whose product is annotated as cyclin-H. The coding region runs from base 29 to 1030 and encodes 333 amino acids. The record is from RefSeq and is a predicted model, not a curated record. Gene Ontology annotation, molecular function: cyclin-dependent protein serine/threonine kinase regulator activity. Lineage: Eukaryota; Metazoa; Arthropoda; Insecta; Diptera; Culicidae. The transcript has 6 exons. Gene Ontology annotation, biological process: regulation of cyclin-dependent protein serine/threonine kinase activity; DNA-templated transcription; regulation of transcription by RNA polymerase II. Gene Ontology annotation, cellular component: transcription factor TFIIK complex; nucleus.
UCCGGGAAAAGCAAAAACAAGUGCAAAAAUGUAUUCCCUAAGCUCGCAGAAAAAAUAUUGGACGUUCAAAACAGAACAGGAACUGGCCGAGCUACGUGUGAAACAAAACGUGCAAUUUAUUACCAAGCAUGGUGCCGGCAUGACGGAAGAGCAAAAACAGGCCCACUUUCUUUCGGCUGACGAGGAGCGAUUAUUGCUGAAGCAGUAUGAGUUACAGUUGAAAGAGUUUUGCAAACGGUUCGAGCCUCCGAUGCCGAAGUACGUCGUGGGGACGGCGUUUCACUACUUUAAGCGCUUUUAUCUAAACAACUCGUCGAUGGACUAUCAUCCGAAGGAAAUUUUGGCAACAUGCGUUUAUUUGGCUUGCAAGGUGGAAGAAUUCAACGUGUCAAUUGCUCAGUUUGUGGCCAAUAUAAAGGGAGAUCGAAGCAAAGCAAUGGAUAUCAUUCUGUCGAACGAGUUGCUGCUGAUGCAGGAGCUCAAUUACUACCUAACGAUACACAAUCCGAUGAGGCCAAUCGAAGGAUUUCUUAUAGACAUAAAAACACGAUGCAAUAUGAGCAAUCCGGACCGUUUGCGACCGGGCAUCGAAGAUUUCAUAGAUAAAACAUUCCUUACCGAUGCACCACUCAUGUAUGCACCAUCCCAGAUUGCCCUAGCGGCCGUCCUGCAUGCCGCUAGCAAAGAGCAGGAAAAUUUAGAUAGUUACGUUACGGAAUCGUUGUUUGGUUCAGCGAAAGAUAAGCUUCCCGUGCUGAUUGAAGCCGUGAGAAGGGUUCGCUCUAUGGUGCGUACGAUCGAACUACCACCCAAAGAUCGCGUACGAUUUCUGGAGAAAAAGUUAGAAAAGUGUCGCAAUCAGGAGAAUAAUCCCGACAGUCAGAUCUACAAACAACGCAUGAAAAAAAUGUACGAAGAUGAGGACGAUCUCGAUGUGAUGGGCUCUUCGUAUCAUAUGAACGUUUCGGAUGCUAGCCUGGAUGUGUCGCAGUUGAAUACCACCAACCCUGCCAACAUGACCAUUGAUUAAAGGGGGCAGCAAAUGUUUUGGGAGAAAAUCAAGCAGUUUUGUU